GUGGGCACUCAGUCUGGUGCGUAAAGAUGGCGGAUGGUUUCCCUGUGUGUGUGUGUGUGUGUGUGUGUGUGUGGUUGGUUCCAGACUUCACCCCGCGUCAGAGACGUCAGAUGUAAAUGCAAGUUGUUGUUGUUGUUGUAGUAGCAGUUGCUCUCAGGUUUUUGGCCCCGGGGUUGGACUUCGCGGUCGUUCCUUUGCCACAACCUCAAUCAGAACAUGAGAGCAUUUCUUCUCCCAUUGGGGAUUAUUAUUAGGCUCUGUGUGGAGUAAGGAAACUUGCCCGAUCCUAUCAACAGGCUAAUAACUAGGGUCGACGUCUACAAAGGGAAAGAGGCAUCGGCUGAAUUGGAUAAGCUAUUUCCAAAAACCUGAUCACAAGAGUCGUGCAAAGGAGUCUCACUGCAACGAUUGUGGACAGUUUGGAAAUGAGGCCUCCCGGGGUCAGAAUACAAUGUUCCAAACAAUCUACCAAGAUUUUACGUAUAAAACACAAAAAUAACUGUUGCAUUUUGUCUGCAAGAUCUCUUGGUUUGUAUGGAAAUGAAGCUGGCUCUCUGUAUAGAAAAAACAUGAUCAUCCUCCAACAUUUAGUGUGCCAGAAGACAACAACAUUUGAGAGUGUGUGGGCUAAACAGUCAAAUUCGACAGUGAGUUAUGAAAAAGGAAGGAUUUAUUUUGAUAAUUACAGGUGCUGUUUCAGCAGCAUUGGGCCACGGCCUACCUUGCUAUAUGAAUUGCCCAAACGUCAUGAAUCAGAGAAGAUUGAGGAUGCGUUGCUCUGUGAGUGUCCUGUGGAAGAAAUGCUGCCCAAACCAUCAGACCAUAAGCCAUGUCUUAUAACUGUGACGGCAAGCAAUUGGCUCAUGCGUAUAUGCACCAGUACUGCAGAGAUUCUAGAAAAGGUGCAUCUCUCCUCUCAAUGGAAAUUCAGGUAUCUGGCAUGGGAAACGACUCGAGAGACAAUCGUAGUAAAGACUACACACAAUAAGUUGACACCCGCAGCUAGAGCGGCAGGAAUGCAACAGUCAGCUCUCUUCUAUCUCAUAUUGUUCAACGUUCUGCCUCUCACAUUAAUAGGAAUGCUGGAUAUCAACAAAAAGGUUUUUGGGAACAAUGUAACCGAUGCCACUAUUUCUGAAGGGUUGCUCAUUGUGACGUUUAGCACGGGCCUGGUCAGGUUUUACAGUUGUCAGUGGAUUACAGAAAAGUUUAUGCAGAAACAACUGGUUCUUGGAGAAACCUGUGAUUGGAAUGGCACAACUGGAAUCGUAGGCAUGGCUCCAUUUGGCAUUCCAUGCAACAUUCAGAUAACAGAUUGCCCACCUGUCCUGUUUGAAGUUUCCUGCCUUGAAAAUGCAUUGCAGAUUGGAGGACAACCCUGGCAUUACAUCAGUACUCCUAACAAGAGGAGCCAGAAAGGCAUCUACCAUAUCUGUGCUUUACAGGAUAAAACGCUGGCAGAAAAUGGGAUUCAGGAGAUGCAGUGCUGUUCACUGGAAACUGAUUGGAUCUAUUUUCAUCCUGAUACCUCUGGGAGGAUUAUGCACGUUGGACCAACACAAAUUAAUGUCUUACAGUUGACCAAGGUGUCUGAAGAUACGCAAAGGCGGCAGGUUCUACCAGCUUUUACCAUUUUUGCUGAAAGGGAAAAAAAGGUGGAGAGCUCAGAAACAGUCACGGCCUCCGGUCGAGUGGUGAAAAGACGGUUUACUCAGUUGGAUGAUGACCCGGAAUUCGAGACCUUUAAGAUGGUAGACUAUGAGGAUGAGCUGGACUUGUUGGCAGUGUUAACAGUGGGUGCAGCAAGGAACGAUGGAAGUGCACACCUCGAUCUUUACGACAACCAAACUGGCAUCUUAGUUAAGAGAGUUCCGAUAAAGGAACCUUGGGACGUUACGUACAGUCACCAACUCUUCGACAGAGAUACCAUUGUACACAUCGAACAACAGUCGUACCGGACUAUUUGUUGUCAUGUUUACAAAAUGGUUCAACAUUCGCCUGAUGAUGGAAAUAAAGAAUAACUCAUCCGAAAAAACGCUAACCUACAUAACUGCAGAAAACCUCUCACGCGACCGGAUUUCCCAG
Molecule: messenger RNA, 2085 nt
Organism: Callorhinchus milii (elephant shark)
Lineage: Eukaryota; Metazoa; Chordata; Chondrichthyes; Chimaeriformes; Callorhinchidae
Gene: dcaf17
Product: ddb1 and cul4 associated factor 17
Biological process (GO): protein ubiquitination
Cellular component (GO): Cul4-RING E3 ubiquitin ligase complex
Source: RefSeq, a predicted model, not a curated record